This is a messenger RNA of Penicillium verhagenii, 1053 nucleotides long. RefSeq names its product putative aldehyde reductase (AKR1) (gene akr1). The transcript has 9 exons. Lineage: Eukaryota; Fungi; Ascomycota; Eurotiomycetes; Eurotiales; Aspergillaceae. The record is from RefSeq and is a predicted model, not a curated record. Bases 1 to 1053 code for a protein of 350 amino acids. Gene Ontology annotation, molecular function: aldose reductase (NADPH) activity. Gene Ontology annotation, cellular component: cytosol.
AUGUCUCUCGGCAAGAAGGUCACUCUUAACACCGGCGCUCAGAUUCCCCAGUUGGGAUUUGGCACCUGGCAAUCUGCCCCCGGCCAAGUUGGUGAGGCCGUCUAUGAGGCCCUCAAGGCUGGUUACCGCCACCUGGAUGCAUUCCCUUCCUCAAUUGCAAUGUCGGAGAAUGAACUGACCGUCCCCUUCUUGCUUAGCUACCAGAACCAGCGUGAGGUUGCCGCCGGUAUCAAGCGCGCCUACCAGGAUAUCCCCGGUCUGAAGCGCGAGGACCUCUUCAUUACCUCCAAGCUGUGGAACAGCCAGCACCGCCCCGAGGUCGUUGAGGCUUCCCUGGACGGCUGCCUUGCUGAGUUGGAGCUGGAUUACCUUGAUCUCUACCUCGUUCACUGGCCCGUUGCUUUCCAGAAGGGUAACAGUUACUUCCCUCUUGUCGCUGGCAGCACCGUAGAAGGUGGCGAUGUUGUCAUUGACGAUGGUGUGUCCAUUGUUGACACUUGGAAGGCCAUGACCAAGCUCCCCAAGAGCAAGGCUCGGGCCGUCGGUGUUUCCAACCAUACCAUUCCUCACCUCGAGGCUAUUAUUAACGGUACUGGCGUUGUGCCUGCCGCCAAUCAGAUCGAGCGUCACCCAGUCUUGCAAAGCCCCGAUCUUAUCGAGUACUGCCAGAAGAAGGGUAUUCACGUUACUGCUUACUCCGCCUUCGGUAACAACAUGCUUAACAUUCCCCUCUUGAUCACCCGCCCAGAGGUGAAGGAGGUCGCUGAGUCUGUUGCCAAGCGCACCGGUACCGCCGUCACUGGUGCUCACGUUAUCCUUGCCUGGUCCCAGGUUGGAGGCCACAGCGUCAUUCCCAAGUCCAUUACCCCCUCGCGUAUUCAGGACAACUUCAAGGAGGUCGAGCUCACUGCUGAGGAGGUCGCCAAGGUCAACGUUCUGGGCAAUGAUCGCAAACGCUACAACACCCCUUACACUGCUAACAAGCCUCGCUGGAACGUCAACCUAUUCGGCGAGCCCGAGGAGCAGCCUGCUGAUCACAAGGUGAUCCUUUAA